CGCUGUUUGCCAAGAACAUAGCCUACUUUAGGGAGGAUAGAAAGCAAGGGAGUGAGAGGCUAGAGCGGUUUUUUUUCCGUCCGAAAGGGGUCUCCUUCUCUAUAUAAGGCACUUUUGAGACAAGUCGAAGUCAGAAGUUCCUCCACUCUAUAGGACCAUCGCCAAACAGCAGCAUACCAUCCCUACACCGGCCAGCUCUGUCAGGGGGGAACAGCACUGUAGGGCAGGGGGAAAUACACGAUCGCAAACACUGGAUUGCAUACUGAAGAGACUAUCGCAUUGGUGAGGAAAGACACAAAAAGCCAUCGUCCACACGCCUCCACCGACGCUCUGUACCACCGCCCUCAGACACCCCCACCCUGACCACCAAAGCAGAGGGCCAGAGGACCAACCAUGACCAGCCUUCAGACUCUGGUCUCCCUCCUGGGCCUGGUGCUGUGGGCCGGGGGGCCGAGCACCGGCCUCUUCCUGCCUGAGUCCCCGGAGCUCCGGCAGCUUCUCAGCCGCUACCAGGAGGAGGAGACGGACCAGAACAGCACCGGCGGAGACGGAGGUCGGGCCCGCCGUGCCAUCCGCUGGUCUGACCGAGAGGAGAUCCUCCAGAUGCACAACAGGCUGAGGGGAGGGGUCUACCCCACCGCCUCCAACAUGGAGUACAUGGUGUGGGACGAUGAUUUGGAACACUCAGCCACUCAUUGGGCCGGUGUGUGUCAGUGGGACCAUGGACCCCAGGACCUGCUCCUGUCUAUUGGGCAGAAUCUAGCUGUUCAUAUGGGCCGGUACCGCUCGCCAGCCUACCAUGUCCAAGCCUGGUAUGACGAGGUGAAAGACUACACCUAUCCUUACGCCCAGGAAUGCAACCCCUGGUGUCCGGACCGCUGCUCAGGGCCCAUGUGCACCCAUUACACACAGCUGGUCUGGGCGACCACUACCCGAGUUGGGUGCGCUGUGUACACGUGUCCGAGGAUGGAAGUGUGGGGAGAAGUAUGGGAGAAUUCUGUUUACCUUGUUUGCAACUACUCCCCCAAAGGCAACUGGAUAGGUGAGGCGCCAUACCAGCACGGGCGUCCUUGCUCCCAAUGCCCCCCCAGCUAUGGAGGAGGCUGCAAGAAUAACUUGUGCCUCAAAGACACACACACUCGCACAGAGUCUGAGGAUAUGAAUGAGGUGGAGAAGUCUCAGCGUCCUUUGCUCCCACGUCCCACCACAAAGCCAACUCCUAAACCCAAGCCAGCCGCCCCGAAGAGACCCAUUGCCAGGGCUUCCAGUGCUAAGACUAACACUUACCUUGCUCAAAUCAUUAAGUGUGAAACCAGAUUGCGGGAUAAGUGCAAAGGAGCAUCUUGCAACAGAUUCAAAUGUCCUGCAAACUGUUUGAAUAAGAAAGGAAAUAUUUGGGGUACUCUGUUUUACGAUGUGCUAUCAAGUAUUUGCCGUGCCGCCAUCCAUUACGGUGCCAUUGAUAACAACGGGGGUUUGGUGGAUGUUACCAGAAUGGACAAGUUUCCCUUCUUUGUCAAGGCCACUAAAAACCGCAUUGAAUCCCUCAGCAAAUAUCAACCUAGCAAUGCGUUUUCGGUUGCUAAAGUGGAAGAAAUGUCUGUCGACUGUUAUACGACAGUGGCCGAAAUCUGUCCCUUCAAAAAGUCCUCAUCCAGCUGUCCAAGAGUCUUCUGUCCAACAAACUGCAAGGUCCAGCCAUCUUACUGGUCACCUGUUAUUGGGAACACCAUCUACAGUGAUAGCUCCAGUAUAUGCAAAGCUGCCAUCCAUGCAGGGACGAUGAAAGCAGAAGGUGGAUAUAUAGAUGUCCUGCCACUAGUGAGGAGGAAGAACUACGUUGGGGUCCUGAAAAAUGGUGUUCAGUCCGAAAGUAAAAGCAACACAGAAGGUGGCUCUUUCCGCACCUUUGCGGUGAGAGAGUGAGGCUCCUACUCUUGGGGUCAGAGACCCAACACUCAGACAGAAAUUGUCCAGCAGGAUUAAUAUCAUGGCAGCAUCACUGUCUGGAUGGAGUAGGAAAACAAGUCAUUAAAGAUGAUUUGUAUUUUCAAACGUAAUAACCAGUAUAAUUAAUAACUUUCAGCCUUUAAUGGACUUUUCUCUUAGGCCAAGAAUAAAGAUGCAUAUAUUUUUAUAGAAACAUCUGCGAAUGCAGAUUGUUAUGUUGAAACAAGAUUUAUUGAACAGCUGGUGCUGUGAAUCUCUAUAUUUGAUUUAAAUACAAUGGGAGUAACAAUAUUAUGUUUACAUUGGAAUUAUUAAAUAUCCUUACAUUUAUAAAUUGGUUUUAAUACAUAGGAAUGUAAACUGAUCACACUGUAUUUAAUCAUUUUGUACAGAAUGUAUUUUAUAUUGUGUUUGAAGAAUUGAAUACUAUAUAUUAACAGUUUCUUUGUUAUCAAUGUAGAUUUCCUCUGACUUAAUCCCCAUUUAGUUCCUUUUGGAUUCUAAAUGUUAAACUAAAUGCAUUUCUAAAUGUUAUUUAUAAUUUAUAUAUUUUCCUUAUUUUGUGCAAGGAUGUAUUGUAGUGUGAUAGUACCUGUUUUAAGGAAAAAUAAUAAUUUGGGGAAAUUAAAUUAUGGCCCCUCCUAAAGACAAAUGAAUGUUUUUACAGUCCAAACCUCUAUUACGUUGAUGCAUGUAAUGGGCAAUUGCUUAAAGCAUGUCAAAAUACAGCUCAGCAUGUAUUGUGCAACUGCUCAAAGAUAUUGCUAUUUGGGAUUGUUGAGCAACCACCAUUAUAGUAGAGACAUCUUUGUAAUUCUUUGAGUUUAGCAUAUUGAUCUUUUCUUAACCUUAAUAUGAGGAUUAUGAUCAUUACAUCUUUAAAUCUGACAAAUCUUGCCUGACUUUUCCUCUUAACUUCAAGGAAGAUUUAAUUUAAAACUUGGAUAUUAAGCACACCAUAUUGCCCCGCCUCUAAACAAAGAUAAUUUUAUGUUUUUAUUCCUUUGACAUUAUUUUAGCUAUCUCGGGGUCAAGUGCUAUGGUAGCAUUGCAUUCACUCUUGUACAUUAAUGGACAUAGUUUGUAAAUACUUUUUUUUUGUUUUUGAGAAGUCCUUUGUAUAAUAAUAUAAUGAGUGACUGUGUUAUUAUAUUGUUUUGAUAAAGGCAUUAGAUAGGUUCCCUUUUUUCACAGAAUUGAAAAAUAAAAUAUUAGUUACACAACCUAA
Messenger RNA from Gadus morhua (Atlantic cod), 3178 nucleotides. It is a transcript of the gene crispld2, whose product is annotated as cysteine-rich secretory protein LCCL domain containing 2. NCBI's taxonomy places the organism in Eukaryota, Metazoa, Chordata, Actinopteri, Gadiformes, Gadidae. Gene Ontology annotation, cellular component: extracellular region. The record is from RefSeq and is a predicted model, not a curated record. Bases 394 to 1926 code for a protein of 510 amino acids. The transcript has 15 exons.